Messenger RNA from Colletotrichum costaricense, 537 nucleotides. RefSeq names its product RNA recognition domain-containing protein. Bases 1 to 537 code for a protein of 178 amino acids. Gene Ontology annotation, cellular component: exon-exon junction complex; nucleus; cytoplasm. The record is from RefSeq and is a predicted model, not a curated record. Lineage: Eukaryota; Fungi; Ascomycota; Sordariomycetes; Glomerellales; Glomerellaceae. Gene Ontology annotation, molecular function: mRNA binding. Gene Ontology annotation, biological process: RNA splicing. The transcript has 2 exons.
AUGGCCGACGUGGAAAUGGAAAUCGACAACCCCCCCUCCCCCUCCGCCGCCGAGGGAGGAGCCGGUGGCAGCGGCGCCGCCCCGGCGCGUAACGAAUCCGAGAUGCAGACCCACGGCCGCGCGACCGCCGUCCGCUCCAUCGAGGGUUGGAUCAUCAUGGUCACAAACGUCCACGAAGAGGCCGACGAGGAGUCCAUACAGGACAUGUUUGGCGAGUACGGCGAGAUCAAGAACCUGCACCUCAACCUCGACCGCAGAAGCGGUUACGUCAAGGGCUACGCCCUCAUCGAAUACGCAACCCUCGCCGAAGCCCGCGCCGCCAUCGACGGCGCCCACGAGGCGAAACUCCUCGAACAGACCGUCUACGUCGACUUUGCCUUUGUCCGGCCCCCGCCCGGCGGCAAGGGCGGCAACAACAACAACCAGAACAACAUCCGCGGCGGCGCGAGAGCUCAGAACCGCGGUCGCGGACGCAGUCGCAGCCGCAGCGUCGAGAGGGAGGUCGUCGCUGCUAAGGACGGCGAUGACAUUGAAUGA